Ctenocephalides felis (cat flea) is the source of this 1839-nucleotide messenger RNA. It is a transcript of the gene Hr38, whose product is annotated as probable nuclear hormone receptor HR38. Gene Ontology annotation, cellular component: nucleus; transcription regulator complex. The record is from RefSeq and is a predicted model, not a curated record. Gene Ontology annotation, molecular function: nuclear glucocorticoid receptor binding; nuclear receptor activity; RNA polymerase II cis-regulatory region sequence-specific DNA binding. NCBI's taxonomy places the organism in Eukaryota, Metazoa, Arthropoda, Insecta, Siphonaptera, Pulicidae. The coding region runs from base 1 to 1839 and encodes 612 amino acids. Gene Ontology annotation, biological process: cellular response to corticotropin-releasing hormone stimulus; regulation of transcription by RNA polymerase II. The transcript has 4 exons.
AUGCAAAAUGGUUCCUAUCAGGUGUGCCCGGGCACCCGUGCCUGUCCAGUCCCAGUGGGUCCUCCGGUGGUGCAGGAUUCGAACGAAUCGCAAAACGUCAACCCAACGGUCAAUACAAGCAUGCUACUUUUGCAAACACAGACAAAUUUCGGCACCAGCAACUUUGCUGAUCUUAUUUCAACACCGUAUGGCGACAUUUCAUCCAGCGUUCUCAACGAAGAUUUAGAAUCGUUUCCUGAAGUGGUUUUUCAGACACAACAACAACUGCCCCCGCCACAGCAACCACCGCCUCAACAAGCUACAGCACCACCACAACAGCAAGACCAACAGCAACAAAGCGGUUCGACGUCACCUCAAACAUUACCUAGUUUUCAAGAAACUUAUUCUGUUAGGUAUUCGCCGACUGCAGAUCAGUUGAACAUUAAGAUGGACGAAGACUGUUUUAACGUACAGACAGCUGGAUAUCAUCAUCAUCAUCACCAUCACCACCACCAUAUGCAAACGCCAGUUUACGAAUAUUCGAGUCCGCACGCACAUCAAUAUACUCCCGGAUAUUAUCAGUCGCCCCAUUCGGGAUAUGAAACGCACGCUAUUAAUCCCCAAAACUCAUAUUCAUUACCUACAUUCCCUACCGGUGCUGUUCCGCCAAUUUCCAUAGUCCCCGCAGGAACGGCUUUAACAGCGAGGCAGAGACGAGCGUCACUGCCGCUCCAAAGGUCUGAGUCCACCAGCAGCAGUGAGAGUCCUGCACCGCGACCACCACCAGCCCUGAGCGCAUCGUCAUCCGCAUCUUCUUCGCCGGGAUGCCCGCCACAGAGUCCAUCACAACUGUGCGCUGUAUGCGGAGACACGGCCGCUUGCCAGCAUUACGGUGUUCGAACAUGCGAAGGUUGUAAAGGUUUCUUUAAAAGAACAGUCCAAAAAGGUUCGAAAUACGUUUGUCUGGCAGACAAAGCUUGCCCGGUAGAUAAAAGGCGUCGAAAUAGGUGUCAAUUUUGCCGAUUCCAAAAAUGUUUAGCCGUAGGUAUGGUCAAAGAAGUAGUUCGCACAGAUUCUUUAAAAGGAAGACGUGGUCGAUUACCAUCUAAACCCAAAUCUCCGCAAGAAUCGCCUCCAUCGCCGCCUGUUUCCAUGAUCACAGCGUUGGUAAGAGCACAUGUGGACACAACACCUGACUUAGCAAGCCUAGAUUAUUCCUUAUAUCGUGAACCUGCACCUGUGGAACCCACAAUUUGUGAAGCUGAUAAAGUACAACAGUUCUACGCUUUAUUAACAACAUCUGUAGAUGUCAUACGUCAUUUUGCCGAUAAAUUACCAGGAUUUACAGAUCUCAAUACAGAGGAUCAAGAGCUUUUGUUUCAAAGUGCAUCACUAGAAUUAUUCGUAUUGCGAUUAUCGUACCGAACGCGAGCGCAUGAUACUAAAAUGAUAUUUUGCAAUGGUGUGGUUCUGGAUAAGCAGCAGUGUCAGCGUUCAUUCGGUGACUGGUUACACGCUAUUUUAGACUUCAGUGACAGUUUGCACUCCAUGGAAAUUGAUAUCUCAGCUUUCGCCUGCUUAUGUGCCCUCACACUGGUUACAGAAAGGCACGGUCUGAAAGAGCCGCGAAAAGUCGAACAGUUGCAAAUGAAAAUCAUAAGCUCUCUGCGUGACCACGUGACAUACAACGCGGAAGCCCAACGCAAGGCCCAUUACUUCAGCCGCUUACUAGGCAAACUUCCCGAGCUGAGGUCGCUGAGCGUGCAAGGUCUUCAGCGAAUAUUUUACCUAAAACUCGAAGACUUAGUUCCAGCACCGCCUCUCAUUGAAAACAUGUUCGUUGCCAGUUUACCAUUUUAG